AUGACAAGGGGGCCCAAGCGUCUAGAUGUUCUUGUAACAGAAAGCUACUGGGAGGAAUAUGGUAUUGUCAGUGAUGUUGUGCCCUUUACAAACAACUACCCUCAAGCUGAUAUUCAUGAAUUGAUUUCACUGGACAUUCUCCACCAAAUUAUCAAAGGCACUUUUAAAGAUCAUCUGGUGAAUUGGGUUGAGUCUUACCUCAAGAUCACACAUGGCACUUCCCAUGCUGCACAGAUCAUGGAUGGCAUUGACAAUAAGAUUGCAGCUGUUUAUUCAUUCACAGGUUUACAACGAUUUCUGGAAGGACGCGGAUUUAAACAAUGGACUGUUGAUGAUUCAAAGGCAUUGAUGAAGGUCUACCUUCCUGCUAUCAGGGGUCAUGUCCCUGAUGAUGUACACUCAUUAAACCACUAUUUGCUUCUUAUCCGGCAAUUUGGGGCCCCCAAUGGGCUUUGUUCUUCCAUUACAGAGUCAAAGCAUAUCAAGGCUGUCAAGGAGCCUUGGCGCCACUCAAGCCAGUUCAAAGUGCUUGGACAGAUGUUACUCACCAAUCAACAACUGGAUAAACUGGCAGCUGCUCAUGCAGAUUUUCAGGCACAUGGAAUGUUGAAGGGCUCAUGUCUGUCUGAAGCUUUGCAUAAGCUUCAAAAGUGUCACUACGAGUCUGAUGAAGAAGAUGACAACUUUGCCAAUAGUGGAGCCACUCUCGCAGAUUGGCCUGGGUUUCUGAAUGUCAAUGCACCUGAGUGUUGGUCUAUUGAGGGUGAAGUCAGUGAAAUGGUUGAUGGACCUGCAGUAGAGGCACAUGUUGACCUUGCAGCAACACCUUGCUGUAGAUGUGAUGUCCAUGCACUUGGCGACGAACUGGAGCUCCCCAAUUUUCAGCAACUGAUCCAGGAAUUUAUUCAUGACCAAGCUCACACUGCCGACCCCAACCCUCAUGUAUUUGACCCUGCAUCAGCACCAUUAUUAUUGGGGAAAGUCUUGAUUUUCAAUUCCGCAGCUGCCUCAUUCUACGCACCUAGUGAUCUUAGCGGCACUGGAGAUUUGAGAUUGCAUAAUCGACUUCAUUUUACCUUUUCUGCACAUUCUCUACCAAAGCUACCUAUGACACCUCCCUGCAAGCUCUUCUCUCAUGCACUACCAUCUCCCUCCAAUUCUAGAGCCAAGAAAAUAUGGCCUACUCAAGACUCCCCCAACAACCCUUUCCUUUCCGGCAAUGAUGAAGCCAAUGCAAGCAGCUGUGAGAGCAGUGAUGAUGGAUGGCCUGUUGGAGAAGCUCCCAGGUGUGAAAGCACACCAACUCUGGCACCAGAGUGUGAGGAAAAGCCAACAAUAACCUAUGUCUGCCGAGGCCAAAAAGUGACCUUCCAUAACCCCCAAUAUCAACUUCCCGUCGAUGUUCUCAAGGCGUCUAAACUACCGAUCAAUCAUCCAGACUUUGAAGUGGCUGAGGCAUGUCCACCCCACCGGCUCUUUUCCAACAAACUCAAGCGCGAGUCUUGUGACUUCGACGAAGACAUUCCUCCAAUCAACUCCCUUGGUGCCAAACACGCAAAGAUUGAUGCUGGUGCAUCUGAGGGUGAGAAAAGUACUACGGACACCAGCUCCUGCAAGAACAUUGUCUUCCAUGCUCGGCAGGUGCAUGAACAUGGGGAGAGGGACAUUAUUUGGCGGGUAAUAGGCCCUGUGCAUCAUUUGUAA
Molecule: messenger RNA, 1704 nt
Organism: Suillus bovinus
Lineage: Eukaryota; Fungi; Basidiomycota; Agaricomycetes; Boletales; Suillaceae
Exons: 10
Coding region: 1-1704 (567 amino acids)
Source: RefSeq, a predicted model, not a curated record